AAUGAAGCAAAAUAAAUACUUGGAAUUAUUAAUAUCAUUAAAUUAAUAUAUGCCAGUUAUUGUCUGAAAACCGUUUGAUUUUGUAACUGGUGAUGCUGAAUGUGCACUUUCAUUCAUGAAGAAUAGUUUUCAUUGUUAAAACGUGACAGUGCAAUAAAUGGAAAAAAAAAUAGAGAUGAACAAAACAUAGCUGCCUGUACAAGUUCCACCUGAAGCAAGAUGUCUCGUUUCGAAGCUAAGAAGCCAUCAUUGUGUAAAACUGAACCAUUGACAAGUGAGAAAGUCAGGUUCACACUUUCUGUCUUGAAAGGAAUCCUAGCCUCAUGCUAUGGCCCUUCGGGGAGGCUGAAGCAGCUGCAUAAUGGCUUGGGAGGUUGUGUGUGUACAACCUCACAGUCCUCAGCCCUGCUUCGCAACCUCUCAGUCACCCAUCCAGUACUGAAGGUCCUAACAGCGUCUGUGCAGAAUCAUGUGUCCUGCUUCAGUGACUGUGGCUUAUUUACAGCCAUUCUGUGCUGUAACCUGAUUGAAAAUAUUCAGAAAAUAGGCUUGACACCCACAAAGGUCAUUAAGUUAAAUAAAUACCUCUUGGGUCUCUGCACUAGUUAUCUCAAGUCUGAAGCCUGUAGUUGUCGAAUCCCAGUUGACUUCAGUAGUACACAUAUCUUCCUUGGCUUGGUCCGCAGUAUCUUAACCAGCAAACCUGCCUGUAUGCUCACCAGAAAGGAAGCAGAUCACAUCAGUGCUUUGAUUUUGAAAGCUUUUUUGCUUACAAUUCCGGAAAGUGCAGAAGACCGAGUCAUUUUAGGGAAGAGUAUAAUUGUUCCCUUAAAGGGCCAAAGAGUUAUAGAUUCUGCUGUGUUACCUGGACUGCUCAUUGAAAUAUCAGAAGUUCAACUAAGAUUAUUACCAACCCAAAAAUCAAGUGCCCUCAAGGUGGCACUCUUCUGUGUGUCUUUAUCCGGAGAUUUUUCUAAUGCCGGAGAAGGAACAGUAGUGGUCCCUUACCAAGUGUCCCUUGAGAAUGCAGUUUUAGAGCAAUUGCUUAAUCUGGGAAGGCAGCUAGUUGGUGACCAGGUAGAUCUUGUCCUGUGCCAAAAAGUUAUACACCCAUCUUUGAAACAGUUCCUCAGUGAGCAUCACAUUAUUGCCAUCGACAGAGUUGGAGUGACUCUGAUGGAACCCUUGAGCAAAGUGACAGGAGCAACGCCUAUUGGUUCUCUAAACACAAUAGCUUCUACUACUUAUGGAAGCGUAAAAGAUUUGAGCUCUGCAAGAUUUGGCUCCAAACAUUUUUUCCAUCUUAUUCCUAAUGAGGCAACUGUCUGCAGCUUGCUUCUCUGCAGCAGAAAUGACACUGCCUGGGAGGAGCUGAAGCUCACAUGUCAAACAGCAAUGCAUGUCUUGCAGUUAACAAUCAAGGAACCAUGGGUUUUACUGGGUGGUGGCUGUACAGAAACACAUUUGGCUGCUUAUAUCAGACACAAGGUUCAUAAUGAGGCAGAAGACGUUGUCAGAGAGGAUGGUUACUCUCAAGCAGAACUCCGGAUUGCUACUGAAGCAUUUUGCAGUGCUCUGGAGUCCGUUGCUAGCUCUUUGGAACACGAUGGCGGUGAUAUCCUCAUUGACAUGAAGUAUGGACACUUUUGGUCAGGUCAAUCUGAUUCUGCUUCUGUUGUUAACUGGCAGGAUAUGCUGUCAAGGUGUGGGUGUGGCUUGUACAACAGCCAGGAAGGACUCAGCUGGUCUUUCUUAAGAAGCACCUAUCAUCCUUUUGCACCUCAAAAAUGCCUUUCACAGGCAGCUGUGGGCACAGCCAGCAACCUGACUGUGGACUGUUUCACUGCCAAGCUUAGUGGCCUACAGGUGGCUAUAGAGACAGCCAAUUUGAUUUUAGAUCUUUCAUAUGUCAUUGAAGAUAAAAACUAACAUAAGAGAUUGGCAUAUUUAUGUUAUGAAACAAACCAGUUCAGAUGUCUAAGAAAAAUGGUUAUCAUAUUGUUCUCUCCAAAAGGCCUGUUCUGUGUAGGUGGAGAGAUGAUUUUAUAAAAGUGUAGACUUACCUGCUUAAGGAAGGGUAUGGAUGUUAAAUAGAAAUUUAUAGACUAAUAAAAAAUUCCUGAUGCCUUUGCAUCAUCACCAUCACCCCACUUUUAUAAAUACUAUAGGUAGUGUGUCACCUAAGAAUAUGGGAAUUGCCCUUGUACUUUUUUCCUGCUCCAAUGAGGGGUUACCCUGAACCUUUCCCAAGAUAAGAGUCUUCACUUUUCAUGAUUUAACUUUUCAUAAAACUUGAUAUUUUCCUUGAUGUAACAUUGUUACUCUCAUUUUAAAUAUUCUAAAAAUUUGUUGGGAUGUUUUAAUAAACUCAUUGUGUUCCAUAAAGUUGUAUAUAAUCUUUCCUGGAAAAUACUGGAAAUGCAAGUAAACAUAAGUCACAUGCUCUUGUAAUCUCAACUACUACAGAAUUUGAGGCAGGAGCAUUACUCAAGCCAAGCCCAUGGUCUGCCUAGACAAUAGUAAGACCCUUCUUAGAUGCAGAAGACAGCACUUCACUAAUACUUGAAGAAAUUUAUCCAAAUUCAUUCUGACAGAAAUAAAUGACAAAAAAUAUAAAUUCAUCAUAAGCACAUUGUUGUGAUUAAAAGUAAGACUAAGGACCAAGAGAGAUGACUCAGCAGUUAAAGACCACUGGUUGCUCUUCCAAAGGACCUGGGUUCAAUUCCUAGCACCCACAUUGGCAGCUCACAACCUUCUAUAACUCCAAUUCCAAGGAAUCAGACACCUUUUCCAACCUCCUCAAGCACCAGGCAGGCACAUAGUAUACAGACAUCCAUGCACGCAAACUACUUGUACAUGUAAACUAAUUAUAAAGUAAGAUUGAGAUCAGAGUAUUGCCUUAGGAGGUACAUCAGCAAUCAGAGCAGAAACGACUGAUAGCUACUGGCAGGGAGAUAGUGAUGCAGAAGCAAAGGAAGUUAGUGACAGUGACCUGCGGCUUUUGCUAGGCUCACAGGACAUAGAGUAGUAAAAUGACUGAACCAAGUGAGUCCAAUGAAAUUAACAUCUUACAAUCAAAAGAAAUUAGAGAUGGGACAGGAAAAAAGUGAAGAGCUAAAGCAAAUAUUAAAAGAACUUUUCACUCAGAAUACUUGUUUGGUCUUGUAGCUACCUCACUGGUAUUGUGUUAGGAAAUCUCUGUGUUAGAUACAGACCAACACUGCACUGUAAUAAAAUAAUUUGUUCAAGGUACUUAAAUCAUGCAAUUUUUGUUCCUUCUGAUAGAGGUAUAUUUGAACUCACUAGUUUGCAUAAUUAAAAUAUAUAGACAUUACCAUGGUGGAAGCAUAAUGCAUUUCCUUUUUUAUUAAAUUCAAUAAUUUAGCUUUUCUAGCCUGAUCACAAUUUCCUCUCCCUCCUCUUCUCCCAGUCCCUCCCCCACAACAUUCACUACCCACCCCCAUCCAUUCCUCCUUUCUCUUCAGAAAAAGGGAGGCCUCCCUUAUAUGUCAGUCAGCCAUGACAUAUCAAGUUGCAGUGAGACUAGGCACCUUCUCUACUAUCAAGGCUGGACAAGGCAACCCCGUAGGAGGAAAGGGUCUCCAAAGCAGGUAGCUCCUGCUCUCACUGUUAGGAAUUCCAGGAAAAGACCGACAAAGCUACACUAUAGUGAGAGAUCCACCCAGCAGUACCAUUUGGGCGUGGCCACAGGUGCAUACGUGAGUGUGUGGUAUUUGGACUGGGGGCUGGGACAGGCUUGUGCUCUCUUGGUUCUGGUCGGGUCACAGAGAGCAGCCUGAGUGUGGAUCCUCGGGGAAGGAACUUGUGGGUCAUGGGUUUCUUAUGUAAAUGACUUGUCCCUGAAUAAAUUUAACCUAUACUUAA
This is a messenger RNA of Mesocricetus auratus (golden hamster), 3885 nucleotides long. RefSeq names its product MKKS centrosomal shuttling protein (gene Mkks). The record is from RefSeq and is a predicted model, not a curated record. The transcript is spliced from 4 exons. Bases 220 to 1929 code for a protein of 569 amino acids. Gene Ontology annotation, molecular function: ATP binding. Gene Ontology annotation, biological process: intracellular transport; chaperone-mediated protein complex assembly; protein folding. Lineage: Eukaryota; Metazoa; Chordata; Mammalia; Rodentia; Cricetidae. Gene Ontology annotation, cellular component: nucleus; kinociliary basal body; cytoplasm.